Molecule: messenger RNA, 537 nt
Organism: Pieris macdunnoughi
Lineage: Eukaryota; Metazoa; Arthropoda; Insecta; Lepidoptera; Pieridae
Source: the annotation of a GenBank genome assembly
AUGCCGGAAGAAAAAAAAUCUGAAGAGUCUAAUGUCACCAAAAGAAAGAAAAACGAAGAAAUAAACCCUGUAGAUAAGAAAAUGAUUAAGUUUAUGGAAUCGUUAGAAAAAGAUGACGAUAGUAGAAUGAUGUCUUUUUUUAAAGGAGAAUCGGUGUUAGCUGCCGGAUAUCCGUACUUCAAUGAGAAUAAUCUAGAAGAUUUAAAACCGACGGUGACAUCCGGACACGUGAACAACGUGUCGCCUUCCUUGAUACAGACAUCUUGCUGCGUGCAAUCUGGGUUUAGUGGUGGACCGAUAUUCCGUAUAUCAAAUAGUAAUAAAGUUGAAGUUUUGGGAAUAAUAGCCAGCAACGCUAAAACGGAGACGGGAGCCUGCUAUCCCUACAUCAAUAUGGCUGUACCAACAAGAGCAUUUCUCAAAAUUAUACAGCACUUUAUAUUGGAUAGAGACGAAACAAGACUAUCAACCAUCGAGAACAACCGUGAAAUGAUACAAUCACAAUGGCGGCUACUGCCGUAUAGAUCUAAAAUUUGA